This is a messenger RNA of Mollisia scopiformis, 2540 nucleotides long. RefSeq lists its product as uncharacterized. Bases 218 to 2170 code for a protein of 650 amino acids. The record is from RefSeq and is a predicted model, not a curated record. Lineage: Eukaryota; Fungi; Ascomycota; Leotiomycetes; Helotiales; Mollisiaceae. The transcript is spliced from 3 exons.
UACAACACACAACCACAUCCAAAUCCUUCACUUCGACGUUGAUACCUCAAAAAUAUCAACGGCGAUCCAAGCGGCAGUAUCGUAUCAGCGAUCUGUUCCUUCCACAUCCUCCUCAUACUUUCAUCACUUCCCACGGACGCAGUCCAGAAUCUCAGCAGCGAGAAGAUCCAAGCUUCUUCGGAAGCGCAACACCUCUCCAUCGACGCACGUGGUCAACAUGUCGAAUCGAAACAAGAAUCAGAAGAAGGCUCCGGCGGAAACACCAGCUGGCUUGACAAAGGCAUUGGAAGGUCUUGGUCGCAUUCGUGGCAGCGCAGCUACUCCGCAACCUACAAUGCAACCUUCAAUGCAGCCGUCGGGUGGUAUGACUUUCAAAGACAGGGACGCAAUGGCCAAGGGCGAAGGACAGCAAAACCAUCCUCAAGAAGGCGGUUCUAGCAGUUCCGACACUUCUGGCGGUGGGGUCACUCUGACUAUGGCACCACACAAGCCACCCACCAUCCUUGAAGUCGCAAGUAACUUUCAGGAGCGCUUGAAUACUCUCAUUGCCCAAGUCCAACAAACCAAGCUCUCCCAGACCGUGAAGAAAGAGCUCACCGAGGAGAUCAAGUCCAUUGCCAAAGAGUUUCGUGAUCAUUUCGUGCGAAUCCAACAGGAGAUCAAAUUACUCAAGGAUGACAAGCAACACUACCAACGUCAGCUCGUUGACACUGCUCGGCGUCUAGAUGGCGACCUCGAAGCCUCGCGCAAGGAUAUCGAGAAACUGCGCCUCGAGAUCAAGGAGCUACGGGAACAGGCGAAGCAGGCUGAGGACAACUUGGAGAACGCCAAUCUUCGCUUCAAGGAAGAGACCGAUCAUCUUAACGCGAGACUUCAAAUGCAAGAUGAGCAGAUCAAGGGUAAGCGUGCCCUUUGGUUGGAGUCCAAUUCCGCCUCGGGUGCACGUCGCUCGGCAAUGACUCCGGUUCGAAACCCAUUCGAGUCGCCUUCGGCUCAGUCUAGCUUCAAUAAGGGUUUUGGACAAGGCAUGAUGGGUCACACGCGCUCACCUUCUACUACUACGAGCCCUUAUAACAGCUUCGGCAGCGGAAUUGGCAAUCUCCCAUCACCAAGUCCGGCAAGCACGUCAUUCGGUUCCAACGUUGCUUGGGAUGCAUCUCCUCCCAAGAUGCGCCUUCCAGAUGGAUCAGCUUCCCGCCGUGCUCCUGGCUUGCCGUAUUUAAAGGCUUUACCUGCGGCAGAAUCCCCGAGUGGUAUCAUUAGUAAUUCCGCUGCUCGCCGUAUCGUCACUGAGGCUGGAGAUGUCCCGAUCAAUCCUAACUAUGGAGCCCUUGUUCUGUUCAACGAGAACGCGGAUGAAGAUCUUUCUCCCGUAUUCGAGGCUGAUAUCACUGUGAUCUUGCUCGCCAUUGAAGGCUGGGUAAAGGAAUAUGCACAUGUUCCUAAUCAUGGUGCUAUCCAGAACAUCAUGAUGAAUAACAAGGACCUUUGGGACUACAUGCUGAAUUGCACAUACCCCGGUAACCGUCAGGAUGCCUACAAUCAUACUAUGGCUCUCGUGAAUGAUCGCGGCUGUCGAUACUGGUUCGUUAUGCGCAUGAUCGCCCAUUAUGUGUUCACUGAGAUGUUGUCCAUCGAGGCUUGGCAUGGCUUUGGUAACAACCUCGAUAAGAUCCUAAAAGACGUUGCCAAGCAGCUCGCCGACAAAAAAGGCCUUCUAAAUGACAAGCGCCAGCACUUGGUCGACCGACGAACUACUGCCGUCCAAACCAUUGUGAAUGACCCAAUGUAUAAGGAAUGGCGUUCUAAGCAGCUUCAUGACCAUUCGAGGCGUUUACGCAAUAUGCUGGGACCAAUGCUCAAUAUCGACAGCGACCGAACUGAUGCUGGAAGAGAUCUCGGCACUCUGGCAAUCCAAGUUUGGGACCUGUCAGCGAAGAUGCACACUACUCCCCUGACGUUUCAAAUCUACUUCCCAGAGACAGGUACCAAAUUUGUGGCUGCCCAUAUGAUCGCUAAGGACAGACCCAACAUUGAUCCGGUGUCAAUUCAGGUCAAUCAACCUCGCAUCAAGCUCGUCAUUACUCCCGUUGUAACUCUUCGGGAUGACCAUGGCUCAAAGAUUAAGGCCAAGAAUUUGCACCAUGCAGCUGUCUUGCUGAUGGGUUGAAAUCUAUUCCGCAACGACCAUAGACAGAUCAUUCUCCAUAUCGCGAUCUCGUCGUUAACAACGCAACCACUUUCGUCAAAAACACAUUCACCUUGCAUAUUUCUUCUUCUAUGUCAACAUCAAUAUCAGUCCUUCUGGUCCGGGAUUCCAUCUCGUGGUUUGCAUUCAGUACCCGGUAGAGCUGUCGUUGUUUGGUGAAUCAUUUACUCAUUCGGCGACUGCAAAAUCGAGACUAGUAGGCUGUUACUCAACCAUCGGAAGCCGGCAAAGGAAAAGGGUCUGUCAACAACAGUAUCCAGCUUAUACUUCCCAUCUUUCUUUGCAUCAGGCGUACCUAUUUUCGUUCCUUUGGGGGCGUUUUAAUGUAGCU